UCGAGCCCGAAAGAGGAAAGUUGUUAUAUUAUCGAACUCAACCUGAGACCAGAGCGUAAUUUGUUUUGAUUUGACCUGGAAGUGAAGUGUCGCUCUGUCAAAACCCCGCUUUCAAAAUAAAAGCUUGGGCAGUUGUGUAUUUGGGGUUCGCAUUAUAAAAAUCCCAAUAUAUUGUUAAAUUACUAAAAUCAGAUUCCAUGCAUUAUGUCGGCAAAUGAGCUUCAGCUUGACAGAAUCAUUUUCAGAGUCAAAUUAAUUUAAAAGUAUUAAAUGUACUUCCUGUGGCCACCGCGGGAACGUUUUCAGCUCAGCCCAGGAACCAGUUUAGAAACGUUACCUUCGUUUCCGUCGGAGGAAUCUGCGUUUAAACUUAGUUCCUGAUGCCCAAAAAGUUCCCGCUCAUCACACCCGUUCAAACCUCAGAGAGCGCUAAGUGCAACACGAUGACGUGUGCGUGUGUGUGUGUGUGUGUGUGUGAUUACAUUUUUUGGUAAUCGUCGUCGGAUUGGACUAAUCUUCGCGGCUCUUCAGAUCACAGUUCUGGAAAUGUGCAAACGGGACUUUUUAGUCUCUACUUUAGUUCCUGGAACGAUUUGGUCAAAAAGGAGUAUUUGUGUUCAGACCACUCCAAAUUUCUUUCUUUCAGAGUCGAGUGGGUUUUUUUUCCCAGCUCGUUUCCACCAGACUUGUUUGUUUCUUGUGCAAACUUAUUAGUACUAAGUUUUAAAAAGACGCAGAUAUUCUGUCCUGCGACCUGAAGCGCUCAGUAAACAGCCGGAGAGAAUGUGGAGAGCAGACAGGAGCGAGAGAGUCCGUGGAGCUCGAAGCCUAAAUCAGUUCUUCUGUCGUCUGUCGUCCACACAAACGCGUCACACCUGUUCAGUCCAGGUUACAUCUCGAUCAGGUGGAAGUGAGCAGAAAACACUAACAGGCGCUCUGCUAUACGAACGCUGAGGAGUGGUCACGAACAGACGGCCUGAAAUUAUAAUGCCUUUUAAUAUGGAUCAAUAUGGAUACGGAAACUGAUUAAAAUAAAAUAUAUAACCGAGACAAACUUAAUGCACAAUUAAUAUUCUGCUCUCCAUAUUAUCAUCAUGGCUGCCGAUUGACUGAGAGGUUUUUUUUUAGUUUUUUUUUUUAGAUUUUGUGAUGUUAUUGUCACGUUUCAUCACAGCAGUUUAUUCAGACAGCUCAGGCUUUACGCAAGUCUCCGUUAUAUCACCAGCUCUGUCACAUGACCGGCUCUGCUAAUCCAGUCAGACAGUAAUCCUCAGUUGCACCUGUAGUUUAAUUCUUAGUAAUUAUUUAAAAGUUUGAGUCGUGAUUCAGUGAGGGUUGUGAGGCUGAAGCCCUGUUGCUAUAGUUACCUGCAGUUUAAGUUAGCCUCAUGUAAAACCGGUUAAACUCCUGACCUGGUCUUUGUUUGAGGUGUCCUGUUAUGCGAUUUUAACUGACGCCCACCAGCCAAUCAGAAACAAGUAUUUCCCGUUGCCAUGGCAUCAUAAAGGUUAAACCAGCAGUUAGACGGGCUCCAUGACGCCUUUAUGUCCCAUGUUUUUAUUAGAAACACUGCUGGAUCAAAUGGAGCAGCAGCAGACUGUAAUUAUACUCAGUCCAGCGACUUUAACACCGAACGCCUGUUUCUGCCUCAAGAAGGAUUCAGUGUGAGCCGUUUAGCUGCACCUUCGAAUCUAAAAGUCCCUCUAAAUUACCUUUAAGAAUUUCUGGCAUGUAAUUUUUGUGCAGUUUCUGUCCUCAAACAGAGAAAAACAUCAAAUGUGCGACUCUCUCCUCGUCUUGGAGUUACUGAGUGCUGCAGGGUGAGUGAGCCGCUGCGAUCCGCAGAGCUGCAGUUGGCGUUUCAAAGGAAGCAAAGUCACUGAGAUGUUUCAAAGUUUGAAUUCAGGACGUUUUCCAGAGAGCUAAGACACCAAAAGUAUCUGCAGGGGGAAAAGCAGGAAAAUACCCAGAAUGCAGUGCAGCUGCAGGGCACUUUGGAGUCUGAAACUAACCUGGAAAAGGUUUUAUCUCCUACAUUCACACAAAAUUCCAGUUUCUGCAGUGUUCCUGCUCCUCGACCUGAACAUCUUUCACUUCUGGACAACCGUUUCUUGAAUUGAAAUUGAGGCUUUCCUUUUCUCCGUGAACCUGUCCGUCUUCUCGGAGCGAUCCAGGUGUAAACUACCUGUCUGGAGCCACGCUGACCUCGUUACACCUUCGUGACGAGAUGGUGAGCAGGUGAAAAGAAAACAUUAAAACAUCUCUGGAAUUCGAGCAGAGCCGAUGUUGAUGAUGCUGAAGCAACGAAAUACUGUGUUUUAGAGUGGAGCGACUGACGAGGUCAGUUCUCUGCAGCCCGUCGCUCUGUGGCUGCGAGGCGCCUUCCCCCGGGGGGGAGAGGGGGGGAGGCAAAGACACUGCGUCAGGUGAACAGGACAGGUGCAUGCAGGUGUGUUGUAAUAUAUGUCAAUAUAUGCACUCACCAACAUAACUUCUGAGCACAGACAUAAGAUUCAGACACAUUUUUAGAUUCAGUGUGGCCUUCACUGUCCAGGGACGUCGCUGAUGUCCAUCGGCAAUAAACGGCCAUAACUCCACUUAGACGCCAGAGAAGAAAGCGGCUGCAGAACCUGCCUGAGAAUCCUGCUGUUUCUGAGUUUCCUUCAGUCUCACAGUGAUCCAGAGACAGCUGUCUGUCCGUCCACGGGUCCACUGCAGACAGGAGCUGCUGACUGCUGGUUCGGCUGCUCUGAUGGGACAGUCUGACUAAGUGGAAACAAAUACAGGCUAAAAAAACCUGGCUCAGUUUGUAGCCCACAGCGUAACUAAAUGACACCGUGGCAACAUUAUACUUCCUGUUUACAUCCCACAAAGUAUUAUAUUAUGGGGGGUUGAUUUUGUCUGAGGGGGCCCCCUGCUCAGUCAGGCAACAUUUUCUCAUGCAGUGUGGUAGUUUAGCCACAGAGAGGCGCUGCUGCCUGUUCAAUGUCUCAGCAGCAGAAUGAUUAAAGGGUCCGUUCACCCGAAUCACACACACCGGAAACAAAACUGUCCUUUAACUUACCUCAAGUUUAUGCAGCCGUGCAGAUAGUGAGAUUCCUUCCUCCACCGCAGUACAAUGAGAAAUCUCUCAGGGACAGAGCUCAAACCCUCGGCACGAAAAACUGUCUGCAUGUGUCCAAGAGGAAAUGUUUUGACUUUCUUUUGUGAUUUCGGGGACUUACUAACCGCAUUGCAUUAUGGGUUGUACCGGUUGUGGAUACUUUGACAGAAGAGACCAUCCGGAAACAAACGUGCUGCCCCACAGUGACUCCGCCCGCCUCCCAGCUCCUGUGUUUCGGAAACUCUCGGGAUGUUUCGGUGCACUCAAGUGUUUUAAUGUGACUCAGAGAUAAGUGUAGUACACCUAAAGGUAAAAUGAUACCAGCUGCUAGAACAGCAAACACCAGAAUACUAUAUAACAUUUUAAGAAAUGAUACUUCUUCUGUAUUAAUAUAAAAAUGAAAUAUAAGAGUAAAGUGUCUUUUGUGAAUUCACUUUGUCCGAAGCCUUUUGCCACUGAAUUAAAAUGGUUGAUUUGUGACUUAAAUGCAAGGCUGCGCGACCAUCUGGGCGAAGACGGGAACUGCCCUGUGGCCCCCAGACCUCCAGGGGCCCCGAAGAUCUCCAGGGGCCCCAGAACUCCAGGCUUACAGUGUGUCAGCUGGUUUGAUUUGUUUAUUACCCGAUCUUCCAUAAUUACUGUUUAAUCACGUGAGCACACAGGUGACAGUCUCCAUCUCAUCAGGUCGUCUCUGUCCGUAACUCAGUGUUGGUUUCGUUAAAAAACAAACGGCUGCAUUACAAUCAAGAAAAAUGAAAUAAAGUAGCAUUAUUCCGCUUUAUACAAACUGGACACUUUGCACAGAGAACGUGGGGUUAACGGGCCCAGCUGCUCAUUUUGGCCCCCGGGGCCCCCCCUGCAGGUUUAAAUGCCCGAGUCCCGAUGAAUUGACCAAACCUCCAGCCGUCCCCCUUUUCCCACGCUUUUAUUGUGACUUUCCCCAUGCGCCAUGCUUUUAUUCUGAAGGCCACUUCCUGUCACUUCCUGUAUUGUGCCUGUUAAAUGGCGUGAACUUGACUCAGCUGCUGCAGCGGACUCCCAGCAGCAGCUCUGCCCGGUCGCUGCCGUCGGACGGACGGACUGAGGGUCACCGGACGCACCGAGUCCCUGCUGUACUCCAGCGGACCUGAUUGAAGACUGCACGAUACACACAAGUGAGACUGCUGUGUAAACCUGCAGAUGUGCGAGGACACACGCCGCUGAUGUCAUCACGGUAGGACUGCAGGCCGAUAAUGAUGAUGUCGGAGAAUCUGGAGCAGAGUGAUGAUGUCAGCAUCCUGCCCCCCCAUGAGGUGGAGCCCCCCCGGGAGGAGGACGGACACUGCCCCCUGCCGUUCAGGCUGCAGCUGAUCGACGACCUGUCCUACGAAGAUGUGAAGAAGUGCUACAGAGGAUCAACUGUCAGCAAGUACAACUCUCAGUACCACAAACUGUUCCAGACCGUCCCUAAAGAGGAGAUCCUGAUGAAAGUGUAUUCAUGUGCGUUGUUAAGAGACAUCCUGCUGCAGGGACGACUCUACAUCUCCAGGAACUGGCUGUGUUUCUACGCAAACCUGUUUGGUAAAGACAUCAAGGUGUGUAUACCAGUGGUGUCAGUCCGGCUGGUGAAGAAACACAAGACGGCCGGCCUGGUGCCAAACGGCCUGGCUAUCACCAUGGACACCGGACAGAAGUAUGUGUUUGUGUCUCUGCUGUCCAGAGACAGCGUCUACGACGUCCUCAGGAGGAUCUGCACUCACCUGCAGGUGAACGGGAAGAGUCUGAGUCUGAAGCAGUACCUGGAGGAGCCCAGCUCUCUGUCUAUGGAUGAGUUUCCAGAGGUGUUGAAGUGGAGGAGGAAGCCCUCGCUCCCCGCCGUCUCCUCGUCCCUCCCAGACCUGCUGGGAAACUCCUCCCCCGGCCUCACCGCAGACACGCCCUUCAGCACGCACACGCUCACCGACAGCAGUUUGGAAACGGAGAAGAUCCUGCUGACAGAACCAGUACCUGAACUGGGUCACAUGGAGUACCAGCUGCUGAAACUCUUCAUCCUGCUCGUCUUCCUGUUGGUCCUGUCGUCCUGCUAUCUGGCCUUCAGAGUCUGUCGUCUGGAGCAGCAGCUGAGCUUCCUGAGCAGCCAGCCGACCCUGAGAGAGAGGUGUGGAGAGGUGCCCUGCUGGCUGGCCAAUCAGAGGACAGGAACCUGACGCUGAAGCCAAUCGGGGGAGUAAAGAAGAAAUCUGCACUUACAUAGACUUCCCAUUAGGGGGCGGCGGUGAGAGGAGACAGACGACUGCAGCGGCCGUCAGCAGCUGAACUCUGACCCCGCCAUGACCUGGUUACCAUAGAGACGUCACAAUAGUCAACAGAAACGGUAGACUGACCUCUGACCUCUGAGGACGGAGUGUUUGAGUGGACAUGUAGAGGUCACGUAGAGGUCAGGAGAAACGACAACAUGCUGUAACAUAACAUGAGAUGUAGAUUUAUCCUGUGAAGCAGACUGAAAUCACUGGUGUGUGUGUGUGUGUGUGUGUGUGUGUGUGUGUGUGUGUGUGUGUGUACUUAGACCUUAUGGUUCCUCAUAAAACUUCUUCUAACACACACUGACUGUUAGGUCUGUGUAGGUAGUUCAGGUUAACAUGUUCUUAUGCAGACACCGUUGGAGCUGCUGGCUCCUCACUCUGUGUUUUUCUUUAAACGAUCUAAAUGUUACUGAACACAGAAACUCUGGACUCUCCUGGACAAAGCAAACAUCAUACAGCUUCAUGUUCUGACCGCCACUUUGAAUUAUUUCAGCUUCGUUUCUGAGAAAACGGGGGGGUUUUUCUGUCAGUUUGGAGGUCGGGUCUAAGUACUACAAUACCCAUGAGCCUCAGCUGCUGUUGCUAUGGAGAAGAAGCCAGUCAGAGGUGUCAAUCAGAGCGGUAACGAAUUUAAAACACAUUAUAAAAUCUGUUUUCUCAGCAGUGAACUCUUUAGCGUCCGCUCACCGUUAACGUGAAGCCCUCUGAUUGGGUGUUACAUGCCAGAAUGCACCAUGGGAGUCGUAGUCGACUUCUCUCCUUCAGCGUUUACGUCCACAGGCUUCUUGUAUCUUUCACAGAUAUUUUCUAACACAGAAGUUCCUUUAUUCUGACGAUUCGACCAGCAGAGCCUCAUGUCCGUGAAGAGUCACAUCGAGGCCUUGUGAAGACUUCUGAGACACAAACCGGCACUGAGUCGGUGCUCGUGUUCGUCACAACUGUCUUCCCCUCAUCGCGAGCUGUCUCAGUUAGCUAACUACAGUUCCACCUGCAGCUGUAAAUAUUUAGCAACAACUAAUCUGUACGCGAGAACUAGUCAGUGAGGUGCAACCUGUUUUAAUGCAGUGACGAUGAAACUCCACCGAGUUCUAACACAAGUGUAGACUAAGUUUGAACUUUGAACUCCAUUUUCUGCACAGUCAGUGUUAGCGACUGACAUCAAACCUCAGGAGGAGAGUGCGCUGUAACUCCCAGAGACAUCGCUGUUAGAAACUUCAAAUGAAAAAGAUUCAGUUUGUGUUGCUGCACCACUGACGGAGCGGCAACAGCACUAUUUUAUUUACAAAAAAAAAAGAGUUCUCUCGAUGGUCGUAACAUAACUCAUUCAAUCGUCCGGGAGAGUCCUGUGUUGCUACGUUGAGAAACAUUUAAGUUAUUAAUUAAAGAAAACUCUCAAAUGCAAACUAAUGUUCGUCUUCUGGAAGCUGCAGCUCUGCCCACCUCACUGCUCUGUAGGUGUUGUGUUUCCUGCCAUUUCCAUUCAUAUCUCAACUGACCAAUUUAACAUAAAAACUUGUUAUUAGAAGUCAGACUUUUUAAGAUAUACAAAGUGCCAGAAUUCAGAAUAGCAUCUGUAAAAACUUAAAUAAUGGAAAUCAGUAACAAUUGCUGCCUUAAACUCACGAUGUAGUCUGACAUUGUUUUUAAUAAAUAUUUAUGUGAAGAAUUGAAGCCAUUUCCUACUAAAGGCUGAGUGUUACUGUUAGUGUCACCGCCCCUAAAUGUGAACCUGAAUCCUUUUGUUUUCCACUCAAUCUGUGACAUGAUGCGUUUGUAUGACGAGAAUGUUAAAGUAGGUGAUAACUUACCAGAGCUGGACUCCUGCGUAAAAACCACCUUCAACUCUGCCUGUUGGAUAAAAACACACAGUAAAAUGUUGGUGCGCGAGGUGGAUUGAUACGGCUGAAAUGAAGAGUUUAUAUUUGAUGCACUUACAGGGCGGAGAAAAUGGAAGUAGAGCUCAGGAGGAGGAGGAAAGACAUGGUGCUUUUUGGAUGUCUGUUUUAACGCAUUGUAGCUCCGGCUGUAACACAAAUCACUAAUAAACACAUUUCCAUCUCCUCA
Molecule: messenger RNA, 7449 nt
Organism: Siniperca chuatsi (mandarin fish)
Lineage: Eukaryota; Metazoa; Chordata; Actinopteri; Centrarchiformes; Sinipercidae
Product: GRAM domain-containing protein 2A-like
Exons: 12
Coding region: 4336-5289 (317 amino acids)
Biological process (GO): regulation of store-operated calcium entry
Cellular component (GO): endoplasmic reticulum membrane; organelle membrane contact site; extrinsic component of cytoplasmic side of plasma membrane
Molecular function (GO): phosphatidylinositol-4,5-bisphosphate binding
Source: RefSeq, a predicted model, not a curated record